Cicer arietinum (chickpea) is the source of this 1011-nucleotide messenger RNA. RefSeq names its product putative RNA methyltransferase At5g10620. Gene Ontology annotation, molecular function: methyltransferase activity. Lineage: Eukaryota; Viridiplantae; Streptophyta; Magnoliopsida; Fabales; Fabaceae. The record is from RefSeq and is a predicted model, not a curated record. Gene Ontology annotation, biological process: rRNA processing.
UCCAAUUUAAAUUUUGCAAGAAAAAUUGAAAAAUCUCAACUAAAUUUGUGCUCAAAAUUUUUGCCGUCAAAUUUUGUGUGUUGGACACGGCUAGACGCAUAGUCUGAGAGUCUGGUAUGGAAAUGGAAAAAACGCAGGGCGCAUUUUAAUUGUCACUCAGUUGGAAGCAGCUUUAUUUCAUUUCAUCACCCAAAUGAGCGCCACCACAUUCCACGUUUGUACCGGUUUCAAUUUAAGCGCUUCCAACCAUGUUCAUGUUAAAGCUACCAAAUGCAACUUCGCGGGUCAAUCGUCGGUGAAAGCACUUCCUAUUCGUAUAUUAUCCGUCGGAAAAAAGCGAUCAAGUGGACUGCAACUCAUGGUUGACGAGUAUGUUGAAAAGAUCAAGUACUAUUCUAGUGUCGAGGAUGUUCAAAUUCGGCCAAAUCCCAGAAAUGCUCGUGACCAAAGGGCUCAGGUUGAUGACGAAGACACGGCAAUGAUGAAUCUUAUAAGGUCUGAUGAUUGGGUUGUGAUGUUGGACGAACGAGGGCAAGAUGUACGAUCUGAGCAAAUGGCAGAGUUAGUGGCGCAUGCAGGAAAUACUGGUGCUUCACGUUUAUCUUUUUGUAUCGGUGGACCCUAUGGUCAUGGAAAAAAAAUAAGGGAACGUGCUAACUUAUCAAUCAAGUUAUCUUCAAUGGUCUUAAAUCAUCAGAUAGCAUUACUUGUUCUUGUGGAACAGCUUUACAGGUCAUGGACAAUUUUGAGGGGACAAAAGUACCAUCAUUAGAUAUUCUAUCUUAUUUUUGUUUAUCUUUCAUAUAUGUCUAUGAGCUAUCCAAUUUUCUAAUGGACCUUUAUAUCUUGUCUGUUUCCUAAUAUCAUGACUGUACAUUUGAACUGAAGUGGGAAACCUUUUUUUCUCAUGUUUAGGUGCAUGUUUGUAUUAAUGGUAAGUUUGCCAUUUAUUGAAGUUCUAAAGUGUAACUUUAAUCAAAAUUAUGGUGAUGCGUUAUGAUUCUGUCAAAA